Messenger RNA from Hyaloperonospora brassicae, 1101 nucleotides. Lineage: Eukaryota; Oomycota; Peronosporomycetes; Peronosporales; Peronosporaceae. The record is from the annotation of a GenBank genome assembly.
AUGGCGGAGAAGACGCACGAGGCGACGGGACGCGGCCCUCAGCUUGCCGAAGAUGUCACGGAAGAGCUGGCGCAGCUGACGGUAGCGGCCGUCGAGGACAACGACAACGAAGGAGACAACGACGGCGACGACGACGACGACGAGUUGGCCAAGCUACCGAAAAAAGUGCUGCUACGUGUGGAGGCGCUGCGCAAGCUUCAUGAGGCUCAAGCUGAAGUCGAGGAGGAGUUUGAGAAGGAGCGCAAGGCGCUCGAGCUCAAGUACGAGAAGCUGUACCAACCGUUCUACCAGCAGCGCGCCGAUAUUGUGUCGGGAGCGAAGGAAGUGGAUGCUGUCGCAGCCGCUGAUGCUGAGUCCCUGCCGACGAGCACUGAGUCUGGGGAGGAAGAGGAUGUGAAGGGCGUGCCUGGCUUUUGGCUGCGUGCGUUCAUGAAUCACUCGGCCUUAGCUGACCUCAUUCAUGAGCGUGAUUUGCCCGCGUUUGAGUUCUUGAAGGACGUGCGAUCGACCAGCCACGAAACGGACAAUGGCUUUAAGCUCACGUUUGACUUUGCUGACAACCCUUUCUUUUCCAACAAGACGCUGACGAAGGAGUACGACAUUGGGGACGCUUCGGAACAGGGCGAGGCCGUGCUGCGCAAUGUGGCGGGCACUGUGAUUGAGUGGAAAGAAGGCCAGAAUCUGUGCCAAGUGACCAAGAAGGUGAAGCAGCGUGCGAAGGGUGGAAGGAGCGGAUCGCGUGUCGUGAGCCGCACGGAGCCUUGCGAGAGCUUUUUCCAGAUUUUCGCUCCCGUGGAGAUGCCGUCAGAAGAAGACGACGAAGAUAGUGAGAUGAUUAUGCGCCAGCUGAGCGACGACUUUGAGAUUGGCUUUACGAUCCACGAGACGAUCAUCCCGCAGGCUUUGUUGUGGUUUACUGGCGAGGCCGUGGAGAAUGACUCGGACUACGAUCCGGAGGAAGAGGAGGACUAUGAGGAGUCAGACGAGGAGUCGCUCUCGAGCGACGAGGCCCCCAAGCCUCGUCGAGGCAAGAAGAAGUUCCCUGCACUCGAGAGCGACGCGGCCUCGACGGAGAAGCCACCAGAGUGUAAGAAUCAAUGA